AUGUUCAGUAAUCUUGAAGUAGAUGUGAAUGGCCAACAGACCUUCUUUGUCAGCAUGAAUUUGAUUGCAUCUUUCUCUGGUAAGCUAUGGAAGCUGCUGAGUAAGUCAGAAAGAGGAAGCGUCAAGCUGAUAUUCGACGAAUUUCCAGGUGGUCCGGAGGGGUUUGAACUAAUACUUAGAUUCUGCUACAAUGGACGCAGAAUCGACGUAAGCCCUUGUAAUGUAUUUCUACUGCAUGCUGCCGCUGAAUUCCUGGAAAUUGAUGUGAAAGACGCUAUGAAAUACGUCGAGAGCGUUCACUUCUGGACAUGGUCUGAGCUUCUUGAGUGCUUGAAGCAGUGCCAAGAAUUGCUGUCUUUUAUCAAAUCUUGGUAUAUGGUUCAAGAACUCUUGGAUGCUGUUGUUGAAAAGAUUUCCAUGCUUAAUGUUUCCAGCCCCUUUGCAUUUUCUUGCUCGGAUGUACAGUUUUCUGGUGAUAUAAGUACUAAUAGCAGCAGGUCUAGUAGUUUUCACACCAUCAACUGGUCACGGGAUCUUGAGUUCUUGACCGUUGGAUUGUUUGAGAAAGUUGUGGGUACGAUGAUUUCGCGGAAACUAGACCAUGGGAUGAUCUGUUCUUUCCUUCUUCAUUAUCAGAGAGUGAAAUUCGCCGGCCUUUUAUCAGGCGACCACAAGUGCAAGAUCAUAGAGGUUAUGAUCAACUCUCUUUGCUCAGUCAAUGGAAGCUUUAUGAGGUUUCCCUUCAGAAAUCUAUGUUACAUGCUUCAAGCAUGCUUUACUUUGAAAAUGGAGAAACACUGUGCCAUGAGUUUAGAGAGAAUGAUCGGUCCCCGUCUGGACGAGGCUACGUUGGAUGAUUUGUUGUUUCCUUCGCCUCACAGAAAGACUUGUGCAUAUGAUGUGGAUUUGAUUCUGAGGCUACUGAAAGUAUUCAUCGGUGAAAGCAGAAAAACACGGUUGGUGCAGCGUUUGAAGGACGUCGGUUGUUUGAUUGAUAUGUUCCUUGCUGAAGUGGCUCCAGAUCCUCACCUCAAACCUUGCAAGUUUCUGGCCUUAGCCUCUGGUCUACCAGACACAGCACGAGAAUCCCAUGACAGAAUUUGUCAAGUAAUGGACAUGUAUUUUGAGGCUCACAACAACAUAAGUGAAGAAGAGAGAAUCAGAGUAUGUUCAGCCUUGAACUAUAAGAAGCUCUCAUCAGAAUCACUAGCAAACAUAGCUAAAAAUGCAAGAUUUCCAGCUUGUGCAUCAUCUGCUGCUCUAUUGUUUCUGCAAGCGAAGCUCAAAACUCGAUCCAAAGACGAAAAGGGUCCCGAAUUCGCAUGUAAUUCUUCAUUAUCUUCAAGCCUAGAUCAUGAACAGCUUUUAGUACAUUUCUCAAAGGGCAAAAUGCAGAAGAGGUCAGCAAAUGUUGGUAGGAGGAGUGAUCAUCAUGUAACAUGUCCAACAAGUUGCAAACCCUUGCCCAGACUAUGUUCUUGA
Messenger RNA from Sesamum indicum (sesame), 1482 nucleotides. The record is from RefSeq and is a predicted model, not a curated record. Lineage: Eukaryota; Viridiplantae; Streptophyta; Magnoliopsida; Lamiales; Pedaliaceae.